AUGAGAAAACGUUCCAACGUCUUUUGACGUGUUCUGUUAUUAUCCACCUACAACAAACCAAAACAAAAAAAAUACAGUUGUUGCCGAGGCAUUGACAGGUGAAUGUCACUUUGAAUGUCAAAUUCCCGAGGAUUGGCAACCGGUGCGCGUGAUAAAUUCAGCAACCCUGGCUCGUUAUUUUUUCCCGAGUUACUGGAGAAAUGACAGGAUGGGGGAGACCGAGGAGAGUGACAACAAAACAUCCCGAGUGAAUAAUAAUCAUUGUGAUAACCCCAAUAAUGACCUUGUCUACCAUGCGGUGUACAUCCCGAGAGAUUCCGAAGGUGAUGCUGAAGGUGAAAUCCACGUGUACACGGACAAACAGGCGGCACUGGCUGUCAUCAAGACCUCUCGUACAGGUCGCCUGAAGACCUUCAAGUCAAGGUUAGCAGCUGAGAAAUACGCUGAGCAUGGCUUCGAAGAGGCAGGUGCCAACAAACUCCCGAAAGUUCAGGUAGUCAAUGCUGAGGAAAAAGCUAGUUCGUUCAGAGCCCCUAGGUCUCAGGAACUGGUGAUCUUCAGGAAGCACAUCGAGAGGGGAGAGUUAGAUACUGUGAUCAAGAUGGCCUGGGAGAAUCCUAGGUAUCUCAUUUCGUCUGGUGAUACUCCAGCAAUUCUUCAGGAAGGUUGUAGAUACAAUGCCUUGCACAUAGCGUCCUCCAAGACCCAAGAAGCCCAAAUGUGCGAGAAGCUCUUAGAAAUCGUAUCUGACCCAAAAUUCGUGGAGCUCCUGUACGGUAAAGGCUGCAAAUCGACCUACGAAACAACUGCAAAAAUCUGGUUGGAUCUAUACUUGAAUACUCCCGACAAGGGUCUGAACGAGACUCCCCUCCAUUUUGCAGCAAAAUACGGGAAGAUCGAGGUGGUGAAGGUCCUUCUGUCGUACCCCCAGUGCCUAAAAACCGUGAAAAACAAGUGCGGCCAGACGCCCAUCCAGGUGGUCUGCAGUAGAAAAGGUCAGGACGACGAGAGUCUAGCCAGAGAAAUAAGAAUGCUCUUCGAGGACCAGUAUUACGUGCCAGUGUGGAGGGCAGAGGACAACUCCCUCCAGCCAACGAUAGGGAUGCCCUUCUCCCCGUCAAGCCCUCCAAGACUGAAGAUCGAUCCACUGUCCCCCAAAGUCGAAGUGAAGGCAAUGGCUGGGCCAAUGCCAAAGUCCCAGGCUAUCGAGUUCAGGAGAAAAUGGAAAACCCCACCGAGGAUGUCCAGGACCCCAACGAAAACCAAUGAUCACAACGACUCCUUCACGUUCCUCAGCCCAAGGAGCCGAGACCCAGGGGUGAGACUCCAGAACACCGAGAAAGGACUUGAAACUGUUGGAAGAGAGCUAGCACACGAGUACCAGGUGAACUGGAGCGAGUGGUGGCCAUUUAUGAACGAUGCUGCUGAUCUCAGUUGCAUCGAGGGACUGUCCAAGCUGGAGAGAUACUUCAGGACGAGGUCUACGCGACUGCAGGAGGAUAAGGUGAAGCUGGAGGCUGAGAAGGCUACGAAGAUGUCGAUGAGGAAUGCAGGUAAAGGAAGGAGACGUUUAACUUCUGAUCGUGGGGAUGGGGAGGAGAUUGGGGAUAAUGGAGUAUCGGAGGAGCUGGAUGACAUGGAGAUGUUGAUAAAACAGCUGGAGAUGUGCUCGCUCAACAGGUCGACUCCAACUGACACCAGCACUGACUCCGACGCAGCACUAACUCUUGAUGAUUUUAUUGCAGAUGAGAAGUUCCAGACACCACCAGAAACACCGCAGAUUGGGAGUGAUGCUGAAGACUCGGGGGAUGACUACAGCCUUGCUGAGGAAGAUGAUGCUGUCUACGAUAAUCUGUUUAUUGAUGGGAGCUAUCCUGGGAAAAAUGAUAUCGAUGUGAUCAAUGCUAUGCCUGAGACCAUCGAUGCUGAGAUCUUUCCAUUGAUAUAUCGGUGGAAGCAUGAUGUCGAACUCGCUAGAAAGAGGAAUCAAGUGGUUGUCUGCACACCCAGGAGGAGACUACUUCUUACUCCGGAGAAAUAAUCAAAAGGAUGAGGGGUGGUAGCAGAAAGCAUUGAGAAAUGUCUCGAGCUUUAACAAACUAAACUCAAAUAUGCCAAGUUUUUUCAUUCCUAAACAGUGAACUAAUAUAUUUUUUUUUUCUGUAAUUUAAAGUAACGAUUCUAGCUGAUAGUCUAUUUUUGAAAAGUGUUUUAUAAUAUUGAAGAGGAGAGAUGUUUGAUUUGCUUUAAAUUUCUUCUCUGAAAGUUCGAUCUUGAGGGUUUAUCAAGGGGAUAGUCCUUGAGAUGCAAUGGGUUUUGAAAAAAACAUUUUUUGAAUUUUUUCACUGCAAAAGGGGAAAGCCCCAGUUAAGGAGAACACAAUGCGGAUUUAUCGAUUCUAUGAAUGUUAAUUGUCUUUUGAGAUUAGAAAUUUUUAAAAUAAUUCUGUUUAUACAACUCUUCAUUGAGGCAAUAUCUUCGUUCAAUUUUUAUGUGAUUGGGCUUCUCCUAUUCGUUGUAACAUGUUCUAUUAAUAAUUAAUGAUUUGAAUUUUUCGACCGUGAAAUUGAAUUGUAAAAAUGUUUGUCUGACCUUAUGGCCUAAGGCCAAAUACACAUUUCCAUUGUCCUCAAUUGAGUUUUUUAUAUUUAUGUUUUUGUAAUUCAAUUUUCGUACUAGUAUUUUCGUAUGACAUUACUAAUGAACUCUUCAACACCUAGUCAUAAUUUAUUUUUGAUUUAUUCAUUAAAAAAAUGGUUCGUUUCAUGGAAAAUGUACCAACGAACAAAUAAAAGCCCAACUGCAUUCGAAAUAGAUAAAAAUCGUGGUUUGGGAAAACGUCUGUGGACAAAAUUAUCAACAAUACUUAAUGUGAGCAAUGGACAAUUAAUUUUCAGACACUUGAUGCAUUGAAAAAAUCAAAAAUGUAAUUUCCUUAAAACCAAUUUCACUGCAGGGAAAGUGAACAGUCUUGUACGAAUCAUCACAAACCAUAGCAUGAAAAAUGUGUUUCAAUGGCUUUUACAAAUUAAUAAUUCUACUGAUACUAUUUCGUCCGUUAACAUUUCAUUGACCGUUUCAUGUGAGAAAAAACUGGAAAAAUAAUUUAUCAAAAGUUCGAUGGAAAUAAAACGAGCGACAAAAAUUCUAA
This is a messenger RNA of Diachasma alloeum, 3151 nucleotides long. It is a transcript of the gene Ankle2, whose product is annotated as ankyrin repeat and LEM domain-containing protein 2. Gene Ontology annotation, cellular component: endoplasmic reticulum. Gene Ontology annotation, molecular function: protein phosphatase 2A binding. The record is from RefSeq and is a predicted model, not a curated record. Gene Ontology annotation, biological process: negative regulation of phosphorylation. The transcript has 4 exons. NCBI's taxonomy places the organism in Eukaryota, Metazoa, Arthropoda, Insecta, Hymenoptera, Braconidae. The coding region runs from base 209 to 2041 and encodes 610 amino acids.